This is a messenger RNA of Selaginella moellendorffii, 1145 nucleotides long. Its product is annotated as pentatricopeptide repeat-containing protein At1g80270, mitochondrial. The transcript is spliced from 2 exons. Gene Ontology annotation, molecular function: protein binding. Gene Ontology annotation, cellular component: mitochondrion. The record is from RefSeq and is a predicted model, not a curated record. The coding region runs from base 603 to 1133 and encodes 176 amino acids. Lineage: Eukaryota; Viridiplantae; Streptophyta; Lycopodiopsida; Selaginellales; Selaginellaceae.
CAAUGAGAAUGCAGAGCAGGAGAAGCUUGUGAGCCUAUGCGGGAUUCUCAACGCUAAGGCCGACACUUCGGAGGUAGGCAAGAAUUGGAUAGCCAAUGGAAAUGUGAUGUCACGGGACGUUGCUGCUGGUUGGAUUCUUCACUGCAGGCACAACGUCCAAGCUCUAAAAUUCAUGAACGUCGUGAGAGAAGAACGCCUGGUAGAAAUGACCUCGAAGCUAUACAUGCAAGAGAUCUCACAGCUAUGUCUUCAACUGGGGCCAUCAAAAGGCGAGGCUUUGUUCAGAAGCAUGCCAGAGAGUUUGAGGACAGAGGAGGUAACCAUGGCUUUUCUUACAGCUGUUGCGAAAGAGGACGACGGAGAGAUUGAUGGACGAGCUAAACGGCUCGUUCUCCGUCGACGCCUUGAACUCGUUUCUACACAUGUAUCUCAGCACGACAAGCUGCGGGAUGCUUACUACAGGUUCAAGGGUUGAAGCCGGUCCUCUUUACGUACUGGCUGGUUCUCCAGUGCUGAGAAAGUUUUGAGAAGAUUGAGAUGGAGUUCGACGCGGAGCUGAAAAGAACUAACUUCGAAGAGGCACACGGCUACUCAAUCUGAUAAUGCGUUCCUAUGCACUCUUGGGAAAGCGGAAGAUGGUGGACAGGAUGUGGACGCUGCUCAAGAGCGAACAAGUUGCUGCUCCCGACUUAAACAGCUACAUCUCCGCCAUCAAGUCGUUUGGUUUGUUCGGGGACUUGGAAAAGGCAUAUGAGGUGCUGGAGGAAGUGCUGCAAAAGUUCGAACGGAUUCCUCAAAAUCCAUACAUCUGGAUCGUGGAAAUCUGCGUGAGGCUCAAGAUGAUCGACCAGGCGGAGAAGCUCAUGGAGAAGCACAUCGGCAAGAGCUGCUUUCUUCCCUACAACUUUCUGGUCACUGGCUACGUUGAAACUUCGCAGAUCUCAAGCGCGCUCAAGAAGCUGGACGAAGCUUUCGAGAUUCCUUUCAAGGACCGGAAGCUAUUCUACAAGACAGUGAUGGCUUUGCUCCCUGUGUUCGCCAAGAGGGGAGACAUACACUCGGCCGAGAAGCUCAUUUCCAACUACGGCUCCUGCGGUGACGUGAAAGUCUACAACGCACUGCCCAACGUCUAAUUUCUACAAAGA